Messenger RNA from Laetiporus sulphureus 93-53, 447 nucleotides. RefSeq lists its product as uncharacterized. The transcript has a single exon. Lineage: Eukaryota; Fungi; Basidiomycota; Agaricomycetes; Polyporales; Laetiporaceae. The record is from RefSeq and is a predicted model, not a curated record. The annotation marks the transcript as partial.
AUUUAUAGUGAGGGCAGCCAUGCUGGCCACCUCACAAUGCAGUCAGUCACCACCAGCUCCUUCAGCCUGUCUGACUUCACCACCAUCCUUAACCAUGACAUCAACAUGUUCUAUGCACUGUUGGGUGACUUGUCAUACUACCUGAACAUGGGCACAUUGAUGAUGACGAAUUUAAGUGCACUCUCUUGGGUAGAUGUUGAGCAGUCUCCUUAUAGAUUGAGCUAUUCGAACCUGAUGAUGGCACUCGCCCACAAUCACAUUGACUUCCUAGACUUGCCUAGAGUCAGGCUGAUGAAGCAAAGACUUUUGUUAUUCAUUGUGAGUCCUGCUUCCAUAUAUAUAUUACCCUGUACUCAUCUCAUCGUAGACUCAUAUUUUCAACUCACUGUGCAGACAUAUCAUCAGAAAAACUCAAAUCAGCUUGUGGCUCGAGAACCUCUUUUUUGA